AUGGAGAACCCCAAAAUGGCGACAAAUCAGCCUCAAACGCUCUCCCAUGCUCUGGCAGCGACUAACCUUGUAGACACAUCGCACGCACCUCUCAGUCAUGAUGAGUCCGUCUUCGACCUGGGCUGGGAUCAAAAGGCUGAUCACAAGGGAAGACCAUGGAUCAAGGGUCUACAUAAUGAAGACGUGUGGGCGCUGGUGCGAAGGCUCAACAAGGAGGUUUUUGAGCUCAAGGCAACCAACAAGAUUCCCUAUGGAGAUUUGGACUUGGUCGUGGCGGAGAAAUCGGAGUGUUCUCCCAACAAGCUACGCAGUGAAGUAGAGAGGCUCUAUAUGGGAUUGUUACUUGGGAUGUUUGCAUUUGCAAAGUCCAUUUCACGACUGCGCUCAUGGCACGAGCCUAGAAGGACUGCUGCAUUCUGCGCAGUCUAUUUUCUCGCAUGGUUUUUCGACUUUCUUCUACUCGCAGUAAUGGGCAUGGUAAUUGCAUAUAUUGCGUCACCCAAGGCUCGGACGAUUCUCUUUCCACCAGCACCACUGUCCAUGGUUGACAUGACUACGGGCGACAUUGUUAAGCCAAUGGCUGGCGUUCUCGGUUCGACAGAUGCGGCGACAGGGGCCCCCCAAAAUUUGAAGGGCGAGGCUGUUGAGAAUGAAGCCAGUAAUUUCGUAACAAGUGUGGCGGCCAUCGCUACCAACUUGCUAAUGGGUCAAGAUCCUCAUGGGGCGCCCGGAGAAGUAGGGGGAGGUAGCAGACAGGGAUUCAAACCCCAGCUAGAUGUCACGACCAUGGCCGUUGUCAAAGACAAAGCCGAGGGUAUGGACAGACCAUCUCAAGAUAAGACCAAGGCGCCAAUGGAGGAGGAGGUGUGGAAUCAAAUGACACCACUGCUUCACAUCUUGAUUUUAGUCUCUGACACUUGGGAGCGUUUCUUAAACAUGCUGAAUCCCACGCCUCCUUUCGACCGAGAGAAACACCACCUCCGCUUGGCAACGUAUAUGUCGCCCUUAGCCAUAGCAUCCUUGUUCUUGACCAGAGAAAUCGUGGUCAGAGGCUUGACGUUCAUGUUCGGUGUUGGUCUUUUUGGAGGCCCCCUGAUUGCACGGGCUUACCAAUACUUGAACGAGAAUAAAUGGACAGAGGUUUUCCACCUAAACAAUACUCUCUUCAAAGGAGUUCCGACCAAUUUACAAGUAGCGUUGACGCUUCUACGGUUAGGAGAGGCGAACAAGGCCCCCAUCCCGCCUCCAGCACGUGCCCACCGUGCCCCUCCCGAAGAGCCCAUCACGGUAGACGAGGAUGUAAUCGAUGCCAUGGGCGGUGACCAGCCACUUGGCGCUUCUCAGUCCAAGCUUGACGAGAUGGCUGAGCGGGACCCAGAGAUGACGGAUCAUGCCGGCGGCGAGGAUACCGAGGUACAACAAGCCGUCGGGCACGGCAAGAAGCGCGAGAAAGUGUUUGGGCUCAUCAAGAGCGGUGCGAAAGAAGUGGCCAAGGCAGCCAGCGGCGUCGAAAAGAUCAGGGCCAAGACGGGAUCGGAGCACGCGAAGCAGCGUGUUGGCGUGAUUCCCUCAUCUCACAACGGCCCGCAAAUCAUCGGGCCUGUGGAGUUCAGCGCUCGUUACGAAGGACAACAGGGUUUCGUAUAUGUCAACUCGACGGCCGAAGUGCCGUUUGUGGCGUUUAACCGGAACUCUCUCGACAAAGGUGAUCUCGAUACCGUUUGGGCUGUCAACAUUGAGGGCAUAACGCAGCUGAGAAAACAUUCGGGCCACGGUAUGAAGUCAAAGCUUGCCGCGGGCUGGGCGACCGAUGGACCCAUCUAUGACAGUCUGAGGAUUACUGACCAAAAUGGCAAAGACUGGGUGGUUACGGCUCUUCCUUACCGAGAUGCCCUGUUCAAUCGACUUUGCGCGAUUGGAAAGGAUGCUAAAUGGGAGGUCUGGUAA
Messenger RNA from Colletotrichum truncatum, 1947 nucleotides. RefSeq lists its product as uncharacterized. Lineage: Eukaryota; Fungi; Ascomycota; Sordariomycetes; Glomerellales; Glomerellaceae. The record is from RefSeq and is a predicted model, not a curated record.